AUGCGAGUGAAGAUCACGUCGACACUCCAUUUUGCAAACAGCCAUAGUUUUUGGCUUCUUGGCGCCUCCUCAAGAUGUUGCCUCAUCCGAGCAAUGGUGGGAUUGGCUCUCAAGGGAGGCCAAAUCUCAACAGAUAGACCUUAUAAUCUGGUUCCUUUCUACGGGUCUGAUGAUCAGCUGUUUAAGGAACUUGCUCGCAGGACUUUUGAUGCAGCCAUUGGCUUAGCAGUAAUGACCAAGGAACGAUCCCAGGUUGUAGAAUUCUCAUAUCCAUAUAUUGAAGUAGGCCCGGUGGUAGUGAUUAAGGAGAACCUUGAAAUGAACCAAUUUUUUUCAUUCAUGAUCCCUUUCACCAACAAGAUGUGGUUUACUUUGGCUGCUAUCACGGUGUUCAAUGCCUUUGUUAUUCGAUUAGUUGAAUCUGGAGCUGGCCAUGAAUCUGUUGGAGCUAUCUUCUGGAUCCCUUUGGUGACCCUCUUCUAUGGAGGGCAUAAAGAAUCACCGAGGAACAGCUUAACUAAUUUUGUGCUGGCCCCAUGGUUCAUCCUGAUCCUGGUUGUUUCUUCAACCUAUACAGUAAGCUUUACUUCCAUGAUAACAAGCUUAGACACCGAGUCAUCAUCUUACUUAGAUAUAGAAAUUCUCAAGAAAACAAAUGCAACUGUGGGUUGUGAUAUGGAAGAUUCAAUUAUGUUGCAGCAUUUAGUGGAGGUCAUUGGGUUCCAAACAAAGAAUAUCAAGCACAUUGCUCAAUCUUCAUUUGAUGAUUAUGCAAAGGCUCUAUCAACUGGAAAUAUAAAGGCUGCAUUCUUUUGGACGCCGUAUGCCGAAGUUUUCCUUGCAAAAUACUGCAAAGGUUUCAGAGCUUGGAGCCCAAGCCAUGACCUACGCGGUUCUUUAAUUAUCGUUCCGCAGGGUUCUUCUUUCGGUUCACAUAUGUCAGAGGCCAUGGAGCUAUUAAUACGAAGUGGGAAACUCAAGCAAAUGAAGGAAGACAUGCUAUCUCUUUUAUAUUGUUCGAGUUCAACUAAUGAUGGUACCAUGAAACGAGGAAUAGGACCUGGACCCUUCUCGGGUUUUUUUAUUUUAUCAGGCUCGGCGUCUGCAAUUGCAUUGGCGAUCACGGUCAUUCGACUAUUGAGAAGACGUUGGGAGAGGCUGGUUCAAGGAAUGUUGAUGGGUAGAGAGCUUUGGGUGUGGCUGACUACUUUGUUUUCUCGAAACCAGAGGGGAAAUAAGCUUCAGGUUCAACUAGCAAGGAUUAGUUGA
Messenger RNA from Gossypium arboreum, 1269 nucleotides. RefSeq names its product glutamate receptor 3.1-like. Lineage: Eukaryota; Viridiplantae; Streptophyta; Magnoliopsida; Malvales; Malvaceae. The record is from RefSeq and is a predicted model, not a curated record. Gene Ontology annotation, cellular component: plasma membrane. Gene Ontology annotation, molecular function: ligand-gated monoatomic ion channel activity; signaling receptor activity. The transcript is spliced from 5 exons. Bases 1 to 1269 code for a protein of 422 amino acids.